AGAGAAAUUUUGAGUGUUCUAUAGUAAUGACGUAUUUCGAAAGCGACUUCCCGGAAAAGCCUCCAUUACUGCGCGUCGAUAGAACAUCCACGUGAGAUAGUUAUCAGCAGUGAGGACUUCUAGUAUUUGAUUUUUCAAGAUGGGCAAGAAAGGAAAAGUGGGGAAAAGUCGGAAGGACAAAUUCUAUCAUUUGGCAAAAGAGACAGGAUACCGCUCCCGAUCAGCCUUUAAACUCAUCCAACUUAACAGAAAAUUUCAGUUUCUACAGAGAGCCCGUGCACUUGUAGAUCUUUGUGCUGCUCCAGGGGGCUGGCUCCAGGUUGCUUCAAAGUUUAUGCCAGUCUCAAGUCUUAUUAUAGGAGUGGAUAUUGUUCCAAUUAAGCCAAUUCCCAACGUGGUUACCUUGCAGGAUGAUAUAACCAGUGAAUCUUGCAGACAGGCAGUUAGGAAACAAUUACAGACAUGGAAGGCAGAUGUGGUUCUCAACGAUGGAGCGCCCAAUGUUGGAGCUAACUGGAUACAUGAUGCAUUCUCCCAAGUGCACUUGUCACUUAUGGCACUGCGACUUGCCUGUGACUGUCUCGCAAGGGGUGGCUGGUUCAUCACAAAAAUAUUCAGAUCUUCUGAUUAUCAAUCUCUACUCUGGAUCCUUCAACAGUUCUUCAAGAAAGUGAGCUCAACAAAGCCUCAGGCAUCUCGUAGUGAGAGUGCUGAAAUAUUUGUGGUUUGUCAAGGAUUUCUAGCUCCAGAUAAAAUAGACAACCGGUUCUUUGAUCCAAAAUUUGCCUUUAAGGAUUUGGAAGGUCCAGUACAGACUGUCUCACAGCUUGUUUCUUACAAGAAGCCAAAGGCAGAGGGUUAUGCUGAAGGUUCCCUUACACUCUAUCAUCGUGCAUCUUUGAUUAACUUUCUGAGAGCAGAGAACCCAGUCGACUUCUUGUCAAAGACCAGUGAGAUUACUCUGGAUGAUCCAGUUUUAGAGAAACAUCCAGCUACAAGUGAUGACAUCCGUGAAUGCUGUCGAGACAUCAAAGUAUUGGGGCGCAAAGAGCUAAGAUUGCUCCUCAGUUGGCGUUCUAAGUUACGAAGAUCUCUUGCCAGGAAGUUGAAAGAGGGAAGUAAAGCAUCAGAGAAAGAAAUAGAGCUUAGCUCAGGUGAGGAGGAGGAUGAAAAGGAAGCCCCACAAAAGGUAGUCGAGAAUAAACCGGAAGAUGAAGAGGAGGAACUUGACAAGAAACUUGCAGAAUUGAAAGCGGAUGAGCUUGCAACACUUAGAAGGAAGAAAAAACGUUUGCUAAAGGCUCAGCGCCGUCAGAGGGAGCGUGUGGAACUAAAAAUGGAUCUCCCAGGAGUCUCCAUUGCUGAUGAGGGAGAAACUGGCAUGUUUUCACUGCGUACAAUUGGCAAGAGCGAGCUUUUGCAGACUCUUUCUCGUGGUGACAUGUCCGUUGCAGAUUCUCUCAUAUCAGAUCCAGCCCAUAAUAGUGAAGACAUAUUUCUCUCUGAAGAAGAGGGCUCGGAAGGAGAUGAAGUAUCUCUUGCCAGUGACCUGGAUGAUGAUGACAUUCAGGAAGUAAGAGAGCUGGAAAAAGAAACUAAGAUUAUAAGGAAACCUCCCUCUGUUGAUGAGUCCCCUGAUGACAAAGAAGAAGUGAACCCUCUACUUGUUUCUUUGGAGGAAAAAUCAGAAAGUCAACAGAGAGAUACAAACCUGUGGUUUGGGAAGGGAAUUUUUUCUUCAUUGGAUUUGGACAUUGACGAAGAUUUGGAAAUUGGGCAGGCACAGUUGCUACAAGAAAACAGUAAAGAUAAGCCACAGAAAAAAAGCAAAGAAAAAAAGAAACUGGAACUACAACAACCUACCGAAGAUAUUGCAGCUGUCCAGAACUCCACAAAGAACUCAGAAGAAACUAAAGAGUUUCCACAGAACUCCAUAGAGACUGGAGCAGUAGAUAAUGCAGCUGGGGAUCUCAGUGAAUCAGACAGUGACAGCAGUGAGGAUGAAAGUGACAUUAAGUCCAUGAAAAGGAGGCUUGGGAAGAGAAAGGGGCAAGAGGACGAGACGGAUGACUUUGAAGUAGUUCCAAUAGAACGCCCAGUGAAACGAUCUCGUGUCCUUGGCCCAGAAGGCCUUGCUCUUGGAACAGUCAUUGCUACAUCAAAAAAAUCUACAAGGGAUAUAGUUGACAAUUCCUUCAAUAGAUAUGCCUUUAAUGAAGAAGAGGAUGAGCUUCCUGACUGGUUUGUGACCGAGGAAAAAAAGCACCGUAUAAUUCAGGUUCCUGUAAACAAACAGAUGAUGGAUGAAUAUCGCAAGAGGCAACAAGAGCUCAAUGCUCGUCCAAUCAAAAAAGUGGCAGAAGCAAAAGCCAGAAAAAGGAGACGGAUGCUUAAGAAAAUGGAGCAAGCCAAGAAGAAGGCUGAAGCUGUGGUUAACACAGUUGACAUCUCCGAGAGAGAAAAGGCUGCACAGCUACGCAGUGUAUAUAAAAAGGCUGGACUUGGAAAAGAAAAGCGCCAGGUUACGUAUGUGGUAACUAAGAAAGGGGCUGGGCGCAAAGUUCGGCGGCCAGCUGGAGUCAAGGGUCAAUUCAAGGUUGUGGAUGCAAGGAUGAAGAAGGAUAUGAGAAGUCAACAAAAGAGAAAAUAAAUAAGUGGACACUUGCAUUGCGCCAUGUUGAUAUUAUGGCAAUUUGUCAGAUUUGUGAUCAGUUCUUUGUCAUUUUAACAUUUCUUCCUGGCUGUCUUUUUAAUACCUGGUCACAAAAUGAUUUUCUGUUCUUUUCAACUGAAAGUGCAAGCUUUAUGAAUGACCAUGUUCUGUAUUGUGUAAAUAAAAAA
This is a messenger RNA of Pelobates fuscus (common spadefoot toad), 2841 nucleotides long. It is a transcript of the gene FTSJ3, whose product is annotated as FtsJ RNA 2'-O-methyltransferase 3. Gene Ontology annotation, cellular component: nucleus; preribosome, large subunit precursor; nucleolus. The record is from RefSeq and is a predicted model, not a curated record. NCBI's taxonomy places the organism in Eukaryota, Metazoa, Chordata, Amphibia, Anura, Pelobatidae. Gene Ontology annotation, biological process: maturation of LSU-rRNA from tricistronic rRNA transcript (SSU-rRNA, 5.8S rRNA, LSU-rRNA); rRNA methylation; maturation of 5.8S rRNA from tricistronic rRNA transcript (SSU-rRNA, 5.8S rRNA, LSU-rRNA). Bases 140 to 2650 code for a protein of 836 amino acids. Gene Ontology annotation, molecular function: rRNA (guanine) methyltransferase activity; rRNA (uridine-2'-O-ribose)-methyltransferase activity. The transcript is spliced from 22 exons.